AUGCCACCUAAAAAAGGUGACGCAAAAUCAGCUGCCAAGAAAGGCAAGUCAGAGGAGCCAAAGAAGGGAGGAAAGGAUGAUAAGAAGGGAGGGAAAGAUGACAAGAAAGGGGGAAAGAAGGCAGAGGAGCCACCGGCUAAGGGGAAAGGGAAGGAUGAUGGAAAGAAGGGAAAGGGAAAGAAGCCUGCCAGCGAGUCAGAGGAAGGGUCAGAGGAAGAAGAAGAGGAGAUGAAGACUGAGGAAGAUGAGGAAAGUGAGGAGGAGGUAGUUGUCAAGAAGGAUAAAGGAAAAGGGAAAGCAGCUCUAAAAGGUGCAUCCAAGGCCAUGGCUGUGAAGGGAUUUAAGCCUGCUAAACCACCUCUGUCUGAUGAUGAUGAUGAGGAGGAUAGGAAGCCUCAGAUGAAGAAAGGGAUGGGUGCAGUAAAUCUGAAAAAGAUGAGUGAUGUCAACAUCAGAGGAGCCUCCAAGGCCAUGAUGGGCUUUGCUGCAGAGGGACAGAAAAGGGGCACUGCUGCAGCAAAAACACAAAAGACACCAGAUGUCAAGUCUCACCUCAAAGGAGCCUCCAAAGCCCUCUCAGGCCUUGCAGGGAAGUCCACUCCUUUUACCUUGCCCUCUAAACAGCCGGCAGAGAAAGCGAAACCAAAGAGAAACCUCAAAAGCACCUCUCGUCUUUUCCUACGACUCUCCAAGAAAAAGAAACCCCCUUCUGGUGGUAAACCGUUACUGGGAACCAGCAAGCUUUUAGCUGGGUUUGGGGGUAAAUCAUCUGCUGACAAAAAGCCAGGUCUGUCUGGCUUCAGCUUGUUUAAUAAAAAGGAGGCUCCAAAAGAAACCACACCACCUAAAAAGACAAUAAAUCUAUCCGGUUUAGGGGGCAAGGGGAAAAUGGCAACAGAGGCAAAGGGACUGGGAGGGAAGUUUAAAGGCAUGUUUGGGAAAAAGAAAGCAGGAUCAGAUUUUAAGAGUAAAAGCUGGAUGUUAGGAAGGAUAGCUGCAGCAUCUAACUGGCUGACAGGGAGGUUCCUGACUUCUAAGGGCCAAGGUCGCCUGGGGGCACGAGCAGGAGGUAGGGGACAAAAGAGUCUGUCAUUUGCUAACAGGAACGCUAGAGGGAGAGAGACUCAUUAUUACAAUGAGGCCUAUGAGUAUGACGAUGAUGAGUAUGGAUAUGAUGAAGAUUACCACAGCAGGGGGAGACCUAGAGGCUACAUGAGACAAGCCUAUGACCCCUAUGACCCUUACGGAGAAGACCUGGAUUACUAUGAUGAUGACGAGUGGGAAGAUGAAUAUGGUUACUACGAUGAUGAGGGCAACUUUUAUUAUGAUGAUGAGUUUUACUAUGAGGAUGACGUGGAUUACUACGGUUACCCUUAUGGCUAUUAUGAGGAUGAGUAUGAAGAUUACUAUGGCGAUGAAGGGGUAGAGUAUUUCUAUGGUGAAGAUGGAAUGCUGUAUGCAGUGGAGCCAGAGCCAUAUGGCUACUAUGGUAGUGCCAUGGAUGGUUACUAUGACCCAUAUGACCCUGAGCCAUAUGGAGAUUACUUUGACUACAAUAUGGGUUAUAACUAUGGGAGUCACCCGUAUAGCGUGAUGAAUGGUGGUUAUGAUGUUGUUCCAGGCCUUUAUAAUGACCCAAUGCUGGGAUAUACAGACCCUGCUGCUGUUUAUAACCCCUAUCAGCAAUCUUUCUAUAUGGAUCCUGGGCAGGAUCCAGGCGAUAUAGGACAGCUAUAUGGACAGGAGCAGCUGUCUUACCCUCUUCCUGAGCCAUUUUCAGCAGAGCAGUUCAGGGUCCCCAGGCCCCAGGUCAAGCUAUUUGGAAAAGAUAGACUAGAGGUGGAAACCCUGCCGCCACCUCCUCCUACUCCUCUUUAUUCUCAGCCAGCUUCCCCCAUGUUCCCCCUUCCCUCCCCAGCUCUUGCCCUCAACAAUUUGGAAAUGAUGUCCGAUAUAAGUUAUGAGCAGCCUCUUCCUACAUACCCUCCUGCACAGCCCCCUUACCCCGCUGCCAUGAACCAACAACAAAUCCCCAUACUUCCUAGACAAGCCCCCUCGCCACUACAAUUUGCACCCCAAAUGUACCAACCAACCCUCCCCCAGGACCCACAAAUGUUUCAGAUGGGGCAAAUGCCACCAAUGGUUGCACAGAUACAGCCACCAAUGCCUCCGCUGAUGCCUUCACCACUACAUUCACCAAUGGCCUCACCCAGGCCAGUGCGACGAAUGAGUCCCCUUCCAUCGCCACAGCUGUCAAUUAGGCCAGGAUCAGUUAGGGCGAUGCCACCUCCUUCACCCCGCUUCUCACCACAUCACAUGGACUUUCAAACAGGCAUCCAGUCAGAUCCACAUUUCUCCCCUCGCUUACAAAGGAGAGGACCUCAUCGGGCCUCAGUGGCAGGCCAGAUGCAGACUUCCCAGAGGCGGAGGCCCCCCAGCCCACCUCCUUCCCCAUCAUUCCAGAGGAGAGGGAUGUCAGUUAGAGCUCAGCCAUCCUUGUCAAGAGGAAGGGGGGGAGCUGGUUUACGCAGAGCUCCAUCAACAGUCCGACCCCAAUCCCCCCUUUCGAGCCCUCUACCUUCACCCCGGGGAUCACUGAGGAGGAGAGCAAGCCCACCACCUUCCCCAAGACUCUCUUUCAGACAGCAGCCCCCUCCUGAUGCUGUUCCUCUGCCACCUACCAGACCGCAUAUGUUCAAAGGUAGAAAACAAACAUCCAAGAUGAGGCGUUCCCCAUCUCCUCCCCUCCCGUCCCCACAAAGACGUAGCCCGCCUCUACCAGAGAGAUCUCAGUCUCCCCCGCAAACCUUCCGGCCCACCUCUCCCCAUCGUCCUCCUUCUCCUUCCCCAUCAAGAAUGACCAGUCGCCCCCUUCCAACCCGGUCCUCUACUCGGAGGCUGAGGGGUGGUGUUGGUGGCCGAGCUCAUGUGCCCAUGGGGGCCGUAAAACCCUCUCCAGCUAAUCCCUACUUACAGAGACGCAGUAGACAUGGACCCCCUGUCACUCAGCAUGUAGCCCCAUUCAGGUCCUCUAUCCAUAGUGGCACAGCCCCUCCCUCAGGACAGAUUGGGGGUGUAGCUGGAACACCCAUGUUAGCCAGGGCAGGCUCCCGCCCUGCAGGAUUAAGGGAGUCAAAACGAAUUGGUACUAACCAAGGAGGCUUCCACAGACCUGUAGGUAGGGGACAGCCACUAGUUCGUAUGCCCAGAAACCAGCCCUCUCUUCAGUCUAGGCAGUCAUUCAGAGGACCUCCUCCAGUGCCACCUGUCUCUCCCCAGCCGUCUUUGAAACAGAGUGGCCCUCUAUCUCCCCAGCCAUCAGUGCGUAGGCUACAGAGUAGACCUCCAUCUCCACUACCACUGCAACGUCCAUCUCCUCUGCCCUCGCGUUCAGCCUCUCCCAUGCACCAUAUGUCUCGCCCACAGUCCCCCUUUCCCCACAGGGCUAUGAGUCCCCAGAAUCUAGGACCAUCAUCUUUUCAACCUCCAUUACGUCAACCUGGUCUUCCUCCUGGUACUCUCCAAUCAUCUCAGGGUAUCACCCAGUAUGACUACACAAUGAUGGAGCCGGGACCCUCCCCAAUGCUUACAAAUGCUUUACCAAACCAUCAGGUUGUAGGUGCUCCUUUUCCUCCUUCUCCUCUUCCUUCCUCCAUCCCAUACUCCACCACUGUUUCUCCUUUACAGAGACCCUCAUCUCCCCAACCACAGUAUGAAGUCCACCCCCAAAACCUCCCUCAAACUGUACCCCCAUCACCUUAUCUAGGGCAUGCGCUCCAGAAUCCAUAUCUGCAGAAUGCCAGUUACACCACACCUUUACAGAGAAGCCCUUCCCCAAUACCUGGUGGGGAGGGGGCAAUAUCAGCGGAUGUACAGGUGAGCCAGGAGGGUAGCCCAUAUGCCACUCUUGGUCUAUCCAAUGCUUUGAUGCAGAACUCCCGCCUGCGUAACGCCUCCUACACGUCUCCUCUACAACGCAAUGCCAAUGUCUAUACAAAUGUCCUUUCACCCCCACAGGCAGCAGCCCUUCCUGCCCCCUCUUUACCCUCCUCCCCACACUUGUCUGUUGCUAUGCUUAACUCCCAGCUACGUAAUGCUUCCUUUGCCUCACCCCUUCAGCGACACCUCUCCCCCAUGUCUCCUGCCUCUCCUGCCCCUCCUCCCACCACACCUCAACAAGGGACUAUCAGAGGUACCUCCUCAUUUCUCUCUGGUGGAUUGCGGACUGCCCAAAUUCAGGGAUCCAUGUUAAGGCUUCCAAGUGGCGCUUUGACAAUGUCCCGGAGCCCUGUUGAGUCUCCAGUUACCAGUGAUGUUGGAGGUGGGAGACUGUCACCCUCUAUGCUAUCCAAUGCCCUGCAGAACCCAAGCCUACGACAGGCCACCUAUCGACUUCCUGAUGGCUCACUGAUCACCAGAACUGAACCUGCUGAAGCUGCACCAAGUCCAUCACCCCUCUCGUCCUCUAUGCUGUCCUCUGCCCUGCUCAAUCCCAAUUUGAGACAGGCGACAUAUCGUUUGCCUGAUGGCACUCUAGUAACCAGGGCAGAACCUACACCUGCACCCUCUCCUUCCUCACCUAUGCUUUCCUCUGCAUUGUUGAACCCCAGUUUACGUAAAGCUACAUAUAGGGUGCCAGAUGGGACUUUGGUAACAAGAAAUGAGCCUGAGCCCAUUGCCCCUUCAUCUUCUAUGCUCUCCUCUGCUCUUCUCAAUGCUAAUGUUCGUAAGGCCUCUUAUCGAUUACCAGAUGGUUCAUUUCUAACACAUCCGGUAGAGGAGCCACAGAAUCCUGAGAGUACUGUAUCAUCACCGGGGCUAUCUAGUGCCCUGAUGAAUGCGAACCUGCGUAUGGCAAAGUUUCAGCUCCCAGGUGGAUCAUCAUUGUUUUCACAGAACCAAGCUUCCACCUCUGCUCCCUCCGGUCCUAACCUUUCUAAUGCAAUGUUAAAGACCAACCUUAGAGGUGCCUCCUACAAACUUCCAAACACAUCACUAUUCAGGCAGCCUGGUUCUGCAGAAACCACUGAGUCACGCUCCCUUGACCUUUCCAAUGCUCUUCGCAACCAGAACCUUCGAUCUGCCACCUACCGUUUGCCUGAUGGAACGCUGAUGAACCGCCCUCAGCCCACUCCUGCACCUCGAACACUUGAUCUGUCUAAUGCAUUAUCAAAGAACCCAAACCUUCGUGGGGCAAAUUACCGUCUCCCUGAGGGUAAUAUCAUGACACGGCUUGGUGCCCCUAGCACCCCAGAACCUCGUACACUUAACCUCUCUGGUGCCCUGCAGAACCCUAACCUCCGAGGGGCCUCUUUCCGUCUACCUUCAUCAUAUGCUGUAGUGUCACCCCAGGUCCAGGGAUCUGGCCUUGGGCAGCACUGGGCACAGGGCCCCGGAGCUGAAGGCUUGGGACUGCAGCAAGAUGUGGAUGUAUGGGGUGCAGAGAGGGUACUACCUCACGGGACAGUGCAGAACCUCAAUAAGUGGUCGAUGUAUAGAGACGGGGAACUGCUGGACCCCCACAGCCUGAUGGGACAGGGACAAGUGGGGCACGAACCAGGGGAGUGGAAUCUCAGCAGGGAGGGAGAACCACAGGGGCACUGGUAUGACAAGAUGUACUCAAUCAGAAGCCUGACCACGAUGGCUCACCGAGAGCAACGAGAGGAAGACGGGGUGGAAGAUAUGACACAGUUAGAGGAGAUGCAUGAAGGGGCUGUCCUGCUGAACCUGCGGAAAAGAUUUGAGAGAGAGAUUAUUUAUUCAUACAUAGGCAGCAUUUUGGUGUCUGUGAACCCCUACAAGAUGUACAACAUCUAUGGGACAGACGUGGUGCUGCUGUACAAGGGUCAUGCUCUGGGAGAGAACCCUCCGCACUUGUUUGCCAUAGCAAACGCUGCUUAUUCCACAUUGAUGGAUGCCAAACACAACCAGGUCAUAAUAAUCAGUGGGGAGAGCGGAUCUGGGAAAACAGAGGCCACCAAACUGGUCCUUCGCUACCUAGCAGCAAUAGAUCACAAAUGCAAUCUUGCGCAACAGAUUGAGAUACUUGAGGCAGCUCCUCUGCUGGAAUCUUUUGGAAAUGCCAAAACUGUACGGAACGAUAAUUCCAGUCGCUUCGGGAAAUACAUAGAGGUCUUUCUGGAGGAUGGUGUGAUCAGUGGUGCCAUAACCUCUCAGUAUCUACUGGAAAAGUCCCGUAUUGUCUUCCAGGCCAAAGAUGAAAGGAACUAUCAUAUCUUCUAUGAGAUGCUGGCAGGUCUCCCCUCGCAGCAGAGGCAGGCUUUCUAUCUCCAGGAGGCUGAGACCUACUAUUACCUCAACCAGGGAGGGGACUGUGGGAUAACAGGAAAGAAUGAUGCUGAGGACUUCCUGCGUCUGCUCGCUGCCAUGGAGAUCCUUCACUUCACCCCUGACGACCAGUCGGCCAUCUUUAGAGUUCUUUCUUCCAUACUGCACCUGGGCAACGUCUACUUUCAGAGAUAUGAGGCGGAUGGCCAGGAGGUGGCGUCAGUGGUGAGUGCCCAGGAGAUCAGAGUGGUGGCAGAGCUGCUGCAGAUCUCUCCAGAGGGACUUCAGAAAGCCAUCACCUACAAAGUCACAGAGACAAUGAGGGACAAGAUCUACACCCCACUGACUGUUGAAAGUGCUGUCGAUGCCAGAGAUGCUGUUGCCAAGAUACUGUACUCGCUGCUCUUCCAUUGGUUAACAGAGAGGAUCAACGCUCAGGUGUAUCCCCGCCAACACACGCUCUCCAUCUCCAUCCUGGACAUUUACGGAUUUGAGGAUCUGGCCUUCAACAGCUUUGAGCAGCUUUGCAUUAAUUAUGCAAACGAGUACCUGCAGUUCUUCUUCAACAGGAUCGUGUUCAGGGAAGAACAGGAGGAAUACAGCCGGGAACAGAUCCCCUGGCAGGACAUCCCAUUCAGUGACAACCAGCCCUGCAUUGACCUCAUUGCCGCUAAGCCUCAUGGGAUACUGAGGAUCCUGGACGACCAGUGUGGUUUCCCACAGGCGACAGACCACACGUUCCUCCAAAAGUGUCACUAUCACCAUGGCAACAACCCACUGUAUAUGAAGCCAAAGAUGCCACACCCAGAGUUCACCAUCAAGCACUUUGCUGGCAGGGUCACCUACCAGGUUUACAAGUUCCUCGAUAAGAACUACGACCAGGUCCGUCAGGAUGUCCUGGACCUGUUCAUUCAGAGCAAGAACAAGAUGGUGUCAAACCUCUUCCUGGUUCACGCAGAGGUCACAGGUCAGCAGAGAGGAGGUCACAUGAGGAAGAGCAGCACAGUCACCAGGAAGUACCAAGCUCCAACCGUCAGCAGCAAGUUCCAACAGUCCCUGCUGGAGCUGGUGGAGAAGAUGGAGAGGUGCAACCCGUUUUUUGUUCGCUGCAUUAAGCCAAAUAAUAUGAAGCAACCAGGUGUGUUUGAGGACGAGCUGGUCAGCAACCAGCUGAGACACUCAGGUGUUCUAGAGACCAUCAGGAUCCGUAGGGAGGGAUAUCCUGUCAGAAUGCCAUUCUACGUCUUCCUGUUCAGGUAUAAGUCUCUGGUGGGGAUACAUGAGCCUCCAGCUGCGAGUGGAGAGAACUGUGUGAUCAUGCUCAGUAAGCUGUGUCUUCUCAGACCAGGAUCCUACCACGUUGGGGUCACAAAGCUGUUUCUGAAGGAGGACGUCUACCAGCUGUUGGAGUGUAAACGGGAGCGCGCCCGUCAGCUCGCCGCCCUCACCCUGCAGCGUUACACCCGCAUGUUCUUCGUCAGGAAACGCUUCGUGGCCUUCCGCAAGAAGAUCAUCGCGCUGCAGGCACAGUGCCGAGGCUUCCUCAUGAGGAGGCGCUAUGUGAAAAUGAGGGAGAGUCUAGUUCGGUUCCGCUCUCUCAUCCACAUGUACGUCAACCGCAAGCAAUACAUCAAGAGGAAGUUUGAAGCUCAGAGGAAAGUUGAAGAGGAGAGAAGGAGAAGAGAGAUGGAGCUGACCAAGAGGGAGGUGGUGAAUGUCACACACUUGGUGAUCCCUGCAGAGCUGGGCGCGUUACUGCAGACAGCAGGAGUCAGGAGGGAGCUGCACUCAGACUGUCUGGCUCUGCUUCAAGCUCCUCAUAUUCAAGAAGAGGCUCAACUCACGCUGCCUCUGGACAUCAACAACUACCCGUUCUACCGCUACGUGCAGAUCUACUUCAGGGAGCCAAAGUUUGGGAUGUUGACGGCCCCUCUGGAGUCACCGCUGACCCGUGUGGAUGAGGACCUGAGAGGAGAAGCUCUGGAGCUCUUCAUCAUGGUAUUACGAUUCAUGGGCGACCCUCACCUGAACGGGGCGCAGGAAAACAUGUUUGGGAAUUACAUCAUCCAAAGGGGCCUGUCGUCGCCAGGGUUACAGGACGAGAUCCUGGCUCAGGUCGUCAACCAGGUGUGGAGGAACAUAAACGUUGACAAUGCUGAGAGAGGCUGGCUGCUGCUGCUGGCGUGUGUCUGCUGCUUCGCCCCGUCGCCCAAGAUGGACAAAUACCUGCUGAAGUUUGUAUCUGACCACGCCCCUGCUGGUUGCCAGGCGUUGCUGCAACACAGACUCAUCCAGGCCAAUCAGAAGUCACAACUAGGUUCAGGCCCCACCCCCGAGACUGCACGGACCUAUCCGCUGUCACUACUGGAGUGGACGGCCAACAGGAAGAAGGCUAACACGGUGCUGCACGUGCAUAGUUUUGAUGGAGGAUCGUUCCUGUGUCCGGUCCAUUCCUGGACCAGUGGAGAAGAUUUAGCAGGAGACAUACUGCGCCACAGGGGAGUGUCCGACUGGUGGAGGGGGAGCUCGAUUCUGAUGAAGGAGCACGGCCAGUGGGUGGAGUUAGCGGGUCACGACUAUGUCAUGGACCUGAUCGCAGACCUGGAGCUUCCACCAGACUUCCCAAAGCAGAAGAGUUACUUCAUCAUCAGCACUGACGACCCCGCCAGAGUCCGAGCUAACGCCAGCCUUGCUCUGUUUGGCAGUGGCUUUGAGUCAGAUGAGGAGCUUCCUUCUGCCUUUCUUCUCCGUAACAGCAGACCGGCAUACAGUUUGCCUGACUCUGACGGUUACUUCAGCCACGUAGAGUCGGAUGCAUUCAGUGACGGUCAGACUCAGAGAGGAAUGGACCGCUACCUGGACAGUCUGUUUGACCCUGUGCUGUCAGACAGCAGCAUGGACAUGGAAAAGACUGGAAGUUUGUCAGCGAGGAUGAAGGGAGGAGGAGGUAUCGGCAUCACGGGAGGAGGAAGAGGAGAGGGGGAGAAUCACACGGCCCCCAGUCGGCCGUAUCCACCAGGAAUACAUCCCGGAGGAUCGGAGCAGGCAGUCCUGACUCAACAGCAACAGGCCAUCAUCAACCAGCAAGCCAUCAUUCUGGCCCAGCAGAUGACCAUGCAGGCCAUUGCGAUCCAGCAGCAGAUGUUGUCCUCCUUUCCCCCUGUAGCCCCGGCGCCCCAGUCACCGCCCUCACAGCAUCACACACACUUGCCACAACGCUCUCACACAACCAGCUUCACCAAAGAGAGUGAAGAGUCGCCGUACAAGCCUGCUGGUGUUCAGCGAAAAAUGAGUCCAACACGUGGCCCCCCUCCUGAGGACGUGGUCCGAUCCACUGUGAGUAACACGGAGCGAAUCGAUCCCAGCCACGACAUCAAAGACAUCAUCAAACAGCACCAGCCUGCUGACUCAACAACUUCUACAGGAAGCGCCACUCAAAGGAAAGGUGAUGGAAAGAUGUUUGCCAAGAAACCAGACCCGCAUGAUGAAGCUAUGGAGAUUCUUAAAGAUCAAAUGGCAAACCCACCACAACCGACUCAAAGGAAGCCUCAGUCCUCCCUACGUAAAGAAGACGUAGGACUUAAGGUUUCAAAGACCACCAAGCCUCGCUCCGCAGGGCAUACCAGCUCCAGCAUAAGCCCCGCCCCUCCUCCAGUCUCUAGAGAUUUGCCAGUGGAGGAGGAGAUCAUUCAGACCCAACUCCACAGCAGAACCAGUGAUGAAUAUUACACGUACUCCAACGUCCCCUGGAAACUCUACAUGAGGAAAGAGGUUUUCUAUCCUAAAGAGACCUUCAACAACCCACUGGUUCUAGACCUGAUCUUCAGACAGGUUGUACAUGACACCUUCUCUGAGGCCUGCAUCCGUAUCACCCAGGAGGAGAGGCAGAAGAUGAAAGCAUUAUUUGCUGAGAACAAGGUGGAUCAGAUGUCAGGAACGCAUGAUGAGAACAUGAAGAAGAAAGUGGUGGCCAUGGCCAGAGACUCAUGGGAGAUUUACUUCUCCCGCCUCUUCCCAGCCUCUGGCAGUGUGGGGACAGGAGUGCAGGUGCUGUCUGUGUCUCAUAAGGGCAUCAAGCUGCUGAAGAUGGUGAGGAGUAGUUCUGCUGCUCCGGACUACUUCAGAGUGCUGAGGCCUUACAGCUACUCGGACAUCCUGUUUGUGUCCAUUCCGUCUAAGAACAUGCUGGAGUUCAACCUGAACAACGAGAAGCUGAUCCUGUUCUCAGCCAAGGCCCCGCAGGUCAAACACAUGAUCGACUACUUCCUCACAGAGCUCAAGAAGGACUCAGAGUACGUGGUGGCGGUGAGGAACUACAUCACUGAGGACAGGUCUCUGCUCAGCUUCCACAAAGGAGACAUAAUCAGAGUGCAGCACAUGGACGGGCUGGAGGCCGGUAAACAUUACGGCUGCAUAGUGAGGAAGAAGGUGAUGCUUCUGGAGGAGCUAAAGAGAGACACUCCUGAGUUUGGUUGGCGGUUUGGGGCUGUGUAUGGGAAAUCUGGAGCGUUUCCCAGCGAGUACGUCCGUCCUGUGGCUGCACCAGACUUCCUGGUUCUCCCCGCUGAGCGUGUGGAGCCUCGAGACAGACAGGGGCGAGUCGCUGCAUCUGCUGCUGUUGCCGUGGCGAUGGGCUCAGCAGUAGCUGCCCAUGAGCUCGACCUGUCCAUGGAGGUGGUAAAUGAGAUGUAUGGGGACAGUCUGUGCGUCGAACUGGACGACCUGCCUCUGCACAGCAGCCAGUACCACAUGGCUGAGUUUGCCAAGAAGUACUUCAGAGAGGCUCAGAGGAACAGAGGUGAUCAGAAAGCCAAGAAGGGGAAGGAGGGCAGGGACCCUGCUGACAUGGUUAAAUUCUCCAAGUCUCCGAUCCAGGAGUCUCUGAUCGACUUCUCAGACAGUGGGAUGAACAGAGUGGCUGCUGACAUCUUCUUAGCCAUCAUGAAGUUCAUGGGAGACUUUCCACUGAAGGGUCAGACUGAACAGAACCUGGUCACCAUGAUACUGAAGUUAAGUGGGGACCAUGGUCUGAUCAAAGAUGAAGCCUACUGCCAGGUGAUGAAGCAAGUCACCACCAACACCAGCUCCAAACCGGACAGCUGUCAGAGAGGAUGGAGGCUGCUGUACAUCCUGACAGCUUUCUACCGCUGCUCUGAUGUGAUGAAGCCAUUUCUGUUGAAGUUCCUGCAGGACGCCUGUAACAGCCCCGGGAUGCAGUACCAAGGAAUUGCCAAGGCAUGUGAGCAGAACCUGAGGAGGACUUUUCAAUAUGGCGGACGUAUACAGUAUCCCAACAGCAUGGAACUCAAAGCUAUGCUGGCUGGGCGGAGCUCCAAGAGACAGCUGUUCCUGCUGCCAGGUGGGAUCGAAAGGCACCUGAAAAUCAAGACGUGCUCUGUUGCUUUGGACGUCAUCGAGGAGCUUUGCUAUGAGAUGGGACUACACAGGGUGGAGGCUUUGGACGAAUAUGCCAUCUUUUUGGUCACACACAAAGGUCAGAAUGUGCGUCCCCUGAACAAGCGUGAGUACAUCCUGGAUAUUGCUACAGAGGCAGAGCCAGUGGACACCAACUACAGUCUGUGGUUCAGGAGAGUCAUAUGGAGCCUGGCACUCAAACUUGACAACGAACUCUAUGUGACCAUGCACUAUAACCAGGUGUUGCCAGACUACCUGAAGGCCUUGCUGAGUGUCGUCCCUCAGGGUAAGGCGAGUGAUCAGCAUCUGCAGCAGAUUGCCAGACUGGCCGCCCUACAGCACCGUGCCAAGGACACCAUCUACCUGCCCACCAUGCGUGAGGUGCAGGAGUGUGUCCCCCCACAGUUCUACAGCAAACAGGGUUCACAGCAUUGGCUGAAUAUGACAACUCAACACAUGCAGCAGGUCCAGCCCUUAAACCCACACCAGGCUCGCGCACAGUUCCUUGGUCUGGUCAGUGCCUUCCCCAUGUUCGGCUCCUCCUUCUUCUACAUCCAGAGCUGUAGCUCCUCCUCCAUCUACGCACCGUGCAUCCUGGCUGUGAAUCUGAAUGGACUGCACUUUCUGAACAAGGAUACUCAUGAGGCCAUGGUGCGUUUCCCUCUGAAGGAGGUCCAGUCGACUCGCACUCAGAGACCGACUUCAGGCUCCAGUUAUCCGUAUGUGGAGAUCAUGAUAGGAGACCUGCUCAACCAGCGCAUCACUCAGCUGCAGCUGGAGCAGGGCCUGGAGCUGUGCCGAGUCAUCGCCAUGCACAUGGAGAACAUGUUGUCAGUCAGAGAAAAGAGACUCACUUUGCCACCGAGUGAAAUCACCCUGCUAUAACACACAACAACCACCUGCACUCACAGAUAAAUCACACUGUAUGCCUCAUAAAUGUACUGCAUCUACCUCUAUAUUAAAAUAGAAUAUUUUGAUAUGUAAAGGUAAUGUUUCUGUAAUCUGAUGAAUGUGUAAUAGUUGAAGAUGUUGAUAACAGAAUGAAAAACAGGUAUAUUCAAUCACACAACGUGAUUUUGCUGAAUAGGACGUCUUCCUGGACAAAUGCUGCGAUCAACCAAUCACAGCCCUCUGACAUCAUCAGCUGUACUUCUUUCAAAAAUCUUUUGUGCUUCCUAAGCUAAGCUAGUUUUCCAAAUUGAAUGUGGAACAACUGAACAAAA
Molecule: messenger RNA, 12926 nt
Organism: Epinephelus lanceolatus (giant grouper)
Lineage: Eukaryota; Metazoa; Chordata; Actinopteri; Perciformes; Serranidae
Gene: myo15aa
Product: myosin XVAa
Cellular component (GO): myosin complex; cytoskeleton
Molecular function (GO): protein binding; ATP binding; cytoskeletal motor activity
Source: RefSeq, a predicted model, not a curated record